Cercocebus atys (sooty mangabey) is the source of this 1014-nucleotide messenger RNA. RefSeq names its product formin-2-like. The record is from RefSeq and is a predicted model, not a curated record. NCBI's taxonomy places the organism in Eukaryota, Metazoa, Chordata, Mammalia, Primates, Cercopithecidae. The transcript is spliced from 3 exons.
AUGGUUCCUGGGCCCAUGCACUCUGGGUCUGUGCCACAGAGACUGCCUGGCACCCCCAGGUAUGGAGUUGCGGACACCAUAGGGGAAAGGGCCCUGUGUGUGGAGACAUCUGGAACAGGAAUUGGCACCUGGGAGUACAACCCGUUUGGCCCAGCAGUUCCUGUGGAGUGGGGAGCUGGGGGCUGUGGCGUCUCCAACACCCACACCAUGCCCCAGUUCCUGGCCAACUUGGGCCAAAAGGAGACGCUGAACUUUGGAGGGCCAUGCCCUGCCCUGUGUGUCCUAGCCUGGGCCCAGCCCUGGUUCUACCAUAUUCCUGGCCCGGGCCAUACCCUUGUCCUGGCCCUGACCCUGCCCUGGCCCUGUCCUGGCCCUUCCUUGGUCCUUCCCUGCCCUUCCACACCCGGCCUUGCCCUCACCCUGCAUUGGCCCUGCACUGCCCUGGCACUGCCUUGGCCCUGGCCCUGCCUUCUCCCUGGCCUUGCCCUGGCCCUACCCUUGCCUGCCCCUGGGCCUACCCUGUCCAUGACAUGGCCCUGGACCUGCCUUGUCAUCCUCUGUUCUGGCCGUAUAUUGACCCCACCGUGCCUUGAUCCAGCACUUGCCCUGGCCGUGUGCCUAGUCCUGCCCCUGCUAUGGCCCUGCCCUGCUUUUGGCCAUGCCCUGUGCUACCCUAACCCUGCCCUAACCUGGUUCUGACCUGGCCUUGGCCCUACCCUGGCCUUCUCCUACCCUGGCCUUGCCCUACCCUGUUCUUGCCGUGCCCUGGCCUUGGCUUUGCCUUGUCCUGGUCCUGAUUCUGCCCUGGCCCUGCCCUUGCUCUGGCCCUGUCCCUGGCCCAGGCUUGACCCUGGUCAGCACCUCGCCCUGUGUUGGUCCUGGCCCGGCCCUGGCCCUGACAGUGCCCAGGCCCCACACUGGCCAUGCCUUGGCCUUGGCCCCUCCUUGGUCCUGCCCUGGGCCUGUGCUCUCUUAUUCUUCCUCUGGCCGUUUCUUGGUCCUGUGCUAUCUUAG